This is a messenger RNA of Plasmopara halstedii, 348 nucleotides long. RefSeq lists its product as uncharacterized. The record is from RefSeq and is a predicted model, not a curated record. The transcript has a single exon. NCBI's taxonomy places the organism in Eukaryota, Oomycota, Peronosporomycetes, Peronosporales, Peronosporaceae. The coding region runs from base 121 to 300 and encodes 59 amino acids.
UAUCGAGCGUACAUUAAAGGAAGAAAAUCAUCAAAAGAAGUGGUGGAUGACCACGUUCUGAAAUAGGUAAACAAGCAAAGAGAGUUUCGAAGAGAGGAUUCAAAUCGGAGACGUCAGGAAAUGGCAGAAAAGUUUGCUGAUGAAGUCAUAAAAGAAUCAGUAAAGCUUCUGAAACGAAAACGAACUGCAACUCCCCCAAAUAAAUCUCCCACAGACAAACGAGCGACAAAAAAGCUGCUAAGCGAGCUGAGGAGGAACCUUCAAUUACUCGGCAACUCUUUCAAGACUCCAUUUUUGUGAAUACCGGUUUUUAUUUUUUGUUGGUAUAUACUGGUUUUGCUCGGUUAG